AUGGCGGAGGCAAAGGAGCUGCAAAUGCUCAUUCGUUGGGUCAGUUGCAUUCCCUCGUUCUUCACGGACGACCUGUACGCCAAAGUCCGCCGCGAUGCCAGCAACGACCGCACCAAGAUGAUGAAUGUGCAAAAAGCGUCGCACACGCUGGCGGCGUUCCUUGCCGCCAAAUUCAAGGUUCCCGAACACGAAGUCCCAACACCCAACGAAGAAGCAGUGGUUGAAGGCGAUGCGCAUGAACUGACCGUUCUGCUCCGCCUUCUCGUCACGUGCGCCGUUAACUCGAGUAAGCGGGAGACGUAUGUGCAGCGCAUCUUGGCCGACAACGAUCUUGCGCAACACCUCAUGUCAAGCAUCCAGGCCAUUCAGGCACACCUCCAACAGGCUGCUGAGGAGGUCACGCGCGUGCGUGCAGGCAGCGAGGGCGACGAUCCUGUCAUCGCUCGCUUGCAGAAGGACUUGGACGAGACGCGUCAUAGAUUGCGUCAUCUCGAGAUUGAACACGACGCCGUUGUUGACGACAACAGAGAGCUGGAGCGGGAGCUUGGAGAGACGAAGGCCGCGCUGGCAGCUGCUGAAGCGAGCGGGAGCGGGUCGAGCGAGGAGGACCAGCAGCGCAUUCACGAUCUCACCACCGCACUCGCAGAGAUGGAGGAUGCACUCAAGGCCGAACAGCAGGACCACGAGGCGACGAAGAAGGAUUGCCAACGCGCACUCGCAGAGAUGAACAGGCAGCUCGACCGCGCCAUGGCGGAGUCUGCCGAGCACCAGAAACAGCUUGAUGAAAUGCAGGAGCUGCGUCAACAGGCCGAUCAGGUGCCUGCCCUUGAAUCGCGCCUCGCCACGCUCAAAACACAAUUGGAGGAGGCUGUGGAACUGAAACGCCAGGCCAUGUCCGCCCAGGAACAAAACGCCGAAAACAUCAAACGCAUUGUUGAACUUGAAACAAAGGAGAAACGCGUGGAUGAAUUGCAAGAGGAGCUCGCCGAAACAUCAAAGAAGUUGGCAGCGCUUGAGGAGGAACUGCUCGAUGAGCAGAAGAGGAGCGAUCGUCUGCAGCACGAGGCCGACACGCAGCGCGACACGUGCGCACGCCUCAAGGAAGACAAGACGCGACUGCUUCGGGAGAAGGGCGCGCUGGAACAGCAGCUGGAGCUCUCGUCCGCAGGCGACAUCAGCGCUGCUGGCCUCGGCGGCGGCGUCGACCUUGAGCGACUGAUCCGACUGGAGCACGAGAACGCGACGCUCAAGGCGCAGGUGGAGGGCGGCGAUGUUGACCAGAAGGUGGCGAAGAUCAAGGCCAUGGCAGACGCCGCGCAGAAGGGAAAACAGGAACUGCAGAAGCAAAACAGGGAACUCUCGCUGACGAUUGCAAAGCUGGAGACCGAAGUGAAGUCUCUCAAGGAGGGCGAUGGUGUUCAGACCACUAGCGGUGUCGCCAUUGAGAAAUUGGCCGUCUGUGAGCGAAAACUUGACGCUGCCAACAAAGAGCUCGCAACGAAAUCGGAAAUGUGCGACAAGUUGAAAUCGCAGCUGUCGGCGUCUCAAGAAAAGUUGCUGGAAGCACAGAAGAAACUUAGCCUGGUCGGGCUUGACCAGAAAGAGGUUGUUGAGAAGGCGCGAGAUGCAGCGAUGAAGGAUGUGCAGGACAAACUCAACACGCUGGAGAAGGUGUCCAACGAGCUGGCACAACUCAAAGAGAGGCACGCUGCCCUGAUGGAGGAGAAGAAUCAGCUUGCGCGUGAGAACGCAGACCAGAUGAAGAAGAUCACAACCAUCCUCACACAGAAGGAUGAGCUCAACAGCAAGAUCCUGGCACUGAAGGAGAGUGGUGCCGGUGGCGGUGGCAGCAGUGACGAGCUGCAACGUGUCAAAGAGCAACUGCGCCAGGCGCGUGUGGACUACAAGCGGCUGGAGAAUGAGAAGAUUGCGGCUGCAGCUGCAACCUCUGGCGAUGGCAGUGGGGAGGGUGGAAAAUACAUCCAAAUGCUUCAGCAGAAGAUUCAAGAUCUUGAGGCAGAAAUCGCCACAAAGACGAGCGAGCUCGAUCGACAGCGCGCGCGAUUUGAACGCGAACAGCGGCUGAUGACGUCAGCAUGGAUUUCGCUGUCCGUUGAGCAGCAAAAGUUGAGUGUGCGGGAGCGGGAGCGGAACAACGCAGCACCGCGCGGCCAAUCCUUCCUUGAAGUGCAACGACGGAAAGCAAUGGAGCGCAAGGCUGUCUCCCACGCAUCGUGAACCGCCAUGCAUUCGCCUUCUGUGUCUGUGUGUGUGUGUGUGUGUCUGUCUCUGUUGUUAGGGCUGCUGUUCCCCACGUGUUUCAUGUCUCAAACACUCAAGUCGGAAUUGAUGCUUAGUGGUUCAAAGGUUGUCAUGUUUGUGCAAAUGCGUUCUAUGUGAAGCAUUUCUUUCAAGUCAUACACUCCUUUCUCAGUCCCCUCGAAACACAGACAGACACACACACACACACACACACACAC
Salpingoeca rosetta is the source of this 2480-nucleotide messenger RNA. RefSeq lists its product as uncharacterized. The record is from RefSeq and is a predicted model, not a curated record. Bases 1 to 2238 code for a protein of 745 amino acids. Gene Ontology annotation, biological process: cytoplasmic microtubule organization; cytoskeleton-dependent intracellular transport. The transcript has 25 exons. Lineage: Eukaryota; Choanoflagellata; Craspedida; Salpingoecidae. Gene Ontology annotation, molecular function: dynein light intermediate chain binding; microtubule binding. Gene Ontology annotation, cellular component: centrosome; cytoplasm.